GCGGACCACGUGGGCGCAAGAGUUUGACUCUUCGGAUUGAAUUGCCAGAUACGGCCAAAAAAGGAAAAAAGAAAAGAAGGAAAUUCCCGAUUUUGGAAUUAUAAUAAUGAUUGGUGUAGGAACAAUGAUUGGUGCCCGGUGCUUUAGCGCCGCACCGGGCUGUCCAAUGAUUGAUGCGCUGACGUGGCACCUCCGUCCAGCCAACGACGGGCUACCGGUAGGAUGGCAGACAGAAGCGAUGCUGAGGAUGUGUUCCAAUCGGGAUAGGGAUGGGAUGAUGACAGAUCGGAGGGGAAGGAGGACACGUGUCCUCCGAUGGGAUCGGUGGGAUCGGGACAUUGGGUCGCGGUCGCAGUGGACUGACGACAAGUGCUGCACGUCCUUGAUGGGCCUCGUCGGACGAAGUGUCGUGCAAGCUGGAGGUCGUGCGGCGGUGAGCUGCUCGUGGAGCGGGUCGCCAGCGGCGACAGACCGGUCGCACGACGGUCAUUGCGCGCCGGAACGGUUCGAUUACGGCCUCCGGCAGAAUGGCUAUCCAUCCUUCGUCUUCUUCCCGAUAACGGUCAUCGAGCGACCGGUCGCACGACGGUCUCAGGGCCGUCCACGUGGAAGCCGGAUAUACCUCACUGCUGACGUGGCAAGAGCCGCGGCUAGCGUUGAAGCCGGCCUUCCUCGUAGGAUCACCAAGUGCCAAGCUGGCACUGACGAAGCAUAUUCCUCCUGCUCCUCCUCCUCCUCCCCCUCCCCCUCCCCCUCCUCCUCCUCCUUGAUGGUGUCGUCAUCAUCCUCUUCAGCAGAGUCUGAACGGAGGAGGGAGGAGGAGGAAGGGGAGAUGGAGGAGGGAAAGGAGGAGGAGGCGGGGGAGGAGGAAGGAGGAAGAUUGCCUAAGGCGGAAGAGAGCAGUAGUGAUGAGUCAAAGAGCGGGUUCUGGUACGAGACAUUUGUUAUGACCAGAGACCAGAAGCUUGAAAAAUUGCGAAGGGAUAGUGCGAGCGCGGGUCGUGUGCGGACAUCUUUCGAAAACGCCUUCGCUUACACUUCCUGGAUUGAUGUGCACAGGGUGCUGGUGGAGCGGAAGCUGAAGAGCAUACCUCCUGAACAAGCCAUAAGGUUGACGGGGAUGGGUAAAUUGGGUGGUAAAUUGGAAGCGGAUAAAUUGGAUAAAUUGGGUGGUAAAUUGGAGGCGGAUAAAUUGGGUAAAUUGGGUGGUAAAUUGGAAGUGGAAUUGGGCGGUGAAUUGGAAGACGAUAAAUUGGGUAAAUUGGGUAAAUUGGAAGCGGAUAAAUUGGAUGAACUGGGUGGUAAACUGGAAGUGGAAGUGGGUGGUAAAUUGGAGGAGGAUAAAUUGGGUCAAUCGGGUAAAUUGGAGGCGGAUAAAUUGGAAGCGGAUAAAUUGGAAUUGGAAUCAGCAGUAGUAGGAGGUACUGCAGUAUUACUGGACGUGAGAGAAAGUGUCGAUUUCGCUAAGUUGCAUGCGUCAGGUGCGAAGAACGCCCCCCUCUUCAGACUGAUUGAAGGAAACAGUUUGCAAGCUAAUAUGAGAAGGCUUGGCUAUGCGCUCAUCACGGAUUUCGCCGGUACAGAGCGCAAUCCCCGUUUUGUGGAUGAAGCUUUGGCAGCCGUUGAUGGGGAUAAAGAGCGUACGGUCAUCGUAAUGUGUUCUCGAGGGGGAAGCCUAGAGACGGUGGUGGAGAGAAAAGGGCCCAAGCCCAAGUCCUUUAAAGACCCCAUGAGAGCAUUUGGCAUACAGUCAAGGUCUUUGAAGGCCUGCUAUGAAUUACAACAAGAGGGGUUUAAAAAUGUGCUUCAUCUUAAGGGGGGGCUCAGCAAUUGGUCGUACGAGGGAUUUCCAGUGGAGGGCACAAAUACGUAGAGACCGUGGUGUCUCUAUCACUUCUAUCACUUUUUUUUUUUUUUUUUUUUUUUUUUUUUUU
Chara braunii is the source of this 1934-nucleotide messenger RNA. Lineage: Eukaryota; Viridiplantae; Streptophyta; Charophyceae; Charales; Characeae. The record is from the annotation of a GenBank genome assembly.